GACUUGCGCUUAGCAGACAAUAUUUCUCUUGUGUUCCACAAGGCGUUUCCAAUACUUAGUGAUAUCCUCCAAGGACAUCUUGGCAGUCUUCACUUUAACUUCUUCAUCAUCACCACUAACCGCUGCAGCCGCAGCAAGAUGUGCAAUCCUGCUAGGAAGCCCUUCAAUCUCUUUCAGCACCUGAAUGAUAUGUGUGAUGAGUCUAUCUGCAAGGCCUCGGCUAAAGUCUUCUCUUAUCACAACUCUGAGCACAGCAAUGUGCUGUGCAUCUGCAGGCAUAGUGUAAGCCGGUAUGAUCCACCCGAAUUUUCUCAAAGACUCUGCGAUCUCAAACACCACCUGAACAUUGGCUCCAGUGACAAUGUUAGGCUUAUCAAUAGGUAGACCCUGAGCUUUUCUCCUAUGUUGCCAUUUCCUUUUGAAAGCCAAACCAGCAAGCAUUAUAGCCUCAGAUGAACCAACAGUUCCACACCCAAUAGCAGCCUCGUCUUCUCCAACGGGAGCAUGGAACAAGUUUGCUAUCAUAUUUACACACCGGUUCUGAAAAAUAAGCCAGAUAAAAGAUGUAUGAGUCUAUGACAAAACAGUGGAAAGUAGAUGAGAGAGAGAAUGAGAGGAAAGAAGGAGGAACCUGGAGCUCAGUGGUGA
Molecule: messenger RNA, 648 nt
Organism: Arabidopsis thaliana (thale cress)
Lineage: Eukaryota; Viridiplantae; Streptophyta; Magnoliopsida; Brassicales; Brassicaceae
Exons: 2
Source: RefSeq, marked reviewed